GACCUGCUAUAUGUGCUCGAGCUUGUCACAGCAAUAUCGGAUGGAGAUUGGGGUCGAAUUGAGGAUAUUCUGGGCUCCUUAGCAAUGAUAUUCCAUGGUGCAGGCUCGAACAAUUAUUGCAGCGAAAUCCUGCACUUUCUCUUCAACUUGAAAAAGGUUUGGACACCGGAAUUUGCG
Molecule: messenger RNA, 177 nt
Organism: Suillus plorans
Lineage: Eukaryota; Fungi; Basidiomycota; Agaricomycetes; Boletales; Suillaceae
Exons: 1
Source: RefSeq, a predicted model, not a curated record